This is a messenger RNA of Gastrolobium bilobum, 882 nucleotides long. RefSeq lists its product as uncharacterized. Bases 82 to 612 code for a protein of 176 amino acids. The record is from RefSeq and is a predicted model, not a curated record. Lineage: Eukaryota; Viridiplantae; Streptophyta; Magnoliopsida; Fabales; Fabaceae. The transcript is spliced from 5 exons.
UGAUUGAGCCAUUUAGGUCGGGAAAAAAAAUUUAGAAGUUUAGGGUUACCGAAAAAUUUAUUUACUGUGCCUGGGGUUGGAAUGACCGGUGGCAUCCCAGGAAGAGCUGCUAUUGCAGCUAGCACUUCUCCCUUAAAAGGGCAAAAGAGCAGUGGUUGUCUUGGAAGCUAUAAAAAGCCCACACUAAUUUCUGCAGGGGAUGUGCCACCAAAAAGAUUGGCAAAACAAGGUAAGGCGGAGAAGAAACCCAGCACAUCAGAGGAUUUCUGGACCACCAGCACGUAUGACAUGGACAAUAGUGCUGUUCAGUCACAGGGAAGCAUCUCAUCAACCAGUGUAACAAACCAAGCUGCAGAUUCUCAUGGUGGUUCUUGCAACCCCACUGAAUUUGUAAAUCAUGGUCUUGUUCUUUGGAAUCAGACUCGGCAACGUUGGGUAGGAAAUAAAAGAUCUGAGAACGGAACACAACAAUUGCGAGAACCCAAAUUGAGUUGGAAUGCAACAUAUGAAAGUUUACUGGGGAACAACAAGCAAUUCCCUCAGCCUAUCCCUCUUGGGGAAAUGGUAGAUUUUCUUGUGGAUAUCUGGGAACAAGAGGGCCUGUAUGACUGACACUUAGAAGUUUGAAGGUGCUGUUUGGUUAGAUCCGUGAAAUAAUUGUAGUUUUUUCUUCUGUAGGAAGAGGAAAAUUGGUUAUGCUGCAGUUUGUAUAUUUAUUGUCUGCCUUACAUAAUUGUAUCAUAAUUUGAUUUAAUUGAUGGCUCUGGCUCUGAAGAGGGUUUGCAAAAUAUUCUCCCUUGCACGAAUAGCCACAACAUUCAUUUGCUCUUCCUUUCCUUGACAUUGAAACUUUAAAAUUUACCUGUCUGUCUCUUUGAAAAA